CUUUUAAUUUUGUUUGUUGCCCAGUAAACCUUGUCUCAAAUAUCAACUUAUAUUCCUUCGUCAAGAAAACAAAUUGUGAUUAAAACUCAAGGUGUUAUUCGGUGUGUGGUGAACAAUCUUUAAUUAGUAAUUCUGCGGCAGAUAAUAGCUACUUCUGAGGAUCUAUAAAAGUGGGCUAGGCUUUAUGCGUCCGAGACUUCAAGACCUUUUGACUCUCUAAAGGCAUUUUUCUCAGUUAACAUUUGACUUCCGGAGCUUCAACAGUGAUUACGAAUUUUUCUUUAAAAGAAAUUUACCGAUCAUCAUGAUUCGCAUUCUUACCAAUAACUACAAGUCCAGUCUGCGGCGUACUGCCCGCAUCAGCAGUCACCUUUGGCAGGCGCGCACCUAUGCCAAGGACGUAAAGUUCGGGCCCGAGGUGCGGGCUAUGAUGCUCCAGGGUGUGGACGUCCUAGCCGAUGCCGUGGCAGUCACCAUGGGUCCCAAGGGCCGUAACGUGAUCAUCGAGCAGAGCUGGGGCUCGCCUAAGAUCACCAAGGACGGCGUGACGGUGGCAAAGUCCAUUGCCCUAAAGGAUAAAUUCCAAAAUAUCGGGGCCAAGCUGGUGCAAGAUGUGGCCAACAACACAAACGAGGAGGCCGGCGAUGGCACCACCACAGCCACCGUCCUGGCACGCGCCAUCGCCAAGGAGGGCUUCGAGAAGAUCUCCCGCGGUGCCAAUCCCGUGGAGAUUCGCCGCGGCGUCAUGCUGGCCAUCGAGACGGUCAAGGAAAAUCUGCGGAAAAUGUCGCGUCCCGUCAGCACGCCCGAGGAGAUCCACCAGGUGGCCACCAUAUCGGCGAAUGGAGACAAGUCCGUUGGCAACCUGAUCAGUGAGGCCAUCGAGAAGGUGGGCCGCGACGGCGUCAUCACCGUCAAGGAUGGCAAGACGCUCUGCGACGAGCUGGAGGUGAUCGAGGGCAUGAAAUUCGAUCGCGGCUACAUUUCGCCGUACUUUAUCAACGUCGCCAAGGGGGCCAAGGUCGAGUUCCAGGACGCCCUGCUGCUCUUCUCCCAGAAGAAGAUCAAGUCGGCGACGAGCAUCGUGCCGGCCUUGGAACUGGCCAACGCCCAGCGGAAGCCGCUGGUCAUCAUUGCCGAGGAUGUAGAGGGCGAAGCCCUGAGCACAAUGGUGGUGAAUCGCCUGAAGGUUGGCCUGCAGGUGUGCGCCGUGAAGGCGCCCGGUUUCGGGGACAAUCGCAACGAUACACUGUCGGACAUGGCCAUAGCCACCGGCGGCAUCGUGUUUGGCGACGAGGCCAACCUGGUGCGGCUGGAGGACAUCAAGCUAAGCGACUUUGGACGCGUGGGCGAAGUGGUGGUCACCAAGGAUGACACAAUGCUGCUCAAGGGCAAUGGCCAGAAGGAGGACGUAGAAAAGCGCGUGGAGCACCUGCGCGACUCCAUCAAGGAGUCCACCAACAACUACGAAAAGGAGAAGAUGCAGGAGCGGCUGGCCCAUCUCUCCUCGGGCGUGGCCCUUCUCCGGGUGGGCGGUUCCAGCGAUGUGGAGGUGAGCGAGAAAAAGGACCGUGUCAACGACGCCCUCAACGCCACCCGGGCGGCCGUGGAGGAGGGCAUCGUGCCCGGCGGCGGCACUGCUCUGCUGCGCUGCAUCCAGAAGCUGAACGACAUUCGGGGCUCCAACGAGGAUCAGAACAUGGGAAUCGAGAUCAUAAAACGGGCCCUGCGCAUGCCCUGCCUCACUAUAGCCAAGAACGCGGGCGUUGACGGUGCCAUGGUUGUGGCCAAGGUGGAGAUCCUGGACGGCGACUACGGCUACGAUGCGCUGAAGGGCGAGUUCGGCAAUAUGAUUGAGCGCGGCAUCAUCGACCCCACCAAGGUGGUGCGCACCGCCAUCACAGAUGCCGCCGGUGUUGCCUCGCUUCUGACCACCGCCGAGGCUGUGGUCACAGAGAUGCCGCUGGAGGAUGCUGCUGCUGCAGGAGCGGCUCUGGGCGGACUUGGCGGAAUGGGAGGAAUGGGCGGAAUGGGUGGGCUAGGCAUGUAGGUGAACAUGGAAAGCCAUUUCAGAAGUUUCGUCAUUUGUUUUUAACACAAUCAACCAAAUUGAAGACGCGGGACCACAUUAGACUAACCCUUCCGAAGUAAUAUUAUUUGUCAUAGCUGUAAAUUUCAAAUCCCGAGUUGACCACAGUUCCAGGCAUAAGUUACAAUCGAGUGCCUUGAAAAGCCUUGAAUUUUCAAUAAAUAAGCACUAUAAUAAGAGUGAUGUGCUUAGCCUUUAAAAAAUA
This is a messenger RNA of Drosophila kikkawai, 2294 nucleotides long. It is a transcript of the gene Hsp60C, whose product is annotated as Heat shock protein 60C. The record is from RefSeq and is a predicted model, not a curated record. Gene Ontology annotation, molecular function: ATP-dependent protein folding chaperone; ATP binding; protein-folding chaperone binding. NCBI's taxonomy places the organism in Eukaryota, Metazoa, Arthropoda, Insecta, Diptera, Drosophilidae. Gene Ontology annotation, cellular component: mitochondrial inner membrane; mitochondrial matrix. Gene Ontology annotation, biological process: protein import into mitochondrial intermembrane space; mitochondrial unfolded protein response; apoptotic mitochondrial changes.